Molecule: messenger RNA, 6253 nt
Organism: Hypanus sabinus (Atlantic stingray)
Lineage: Eukaryota; Metazoa; Chordata; Chondrichthyes; Myliobatiformes; Dasyatidae
Product: NACHT, LRR and PYD domains-containing protein 3-like
Exons: 6
Coding region: 2665-5604 (979 amino acids)
Cellular component (GO): cytoplasm
Source: RefSeq, a predicted model, not a curated record
CACAUCAUCGACAUUUGUUGCGGAAGGGUGGUAUCCAACAACUUGUUUUUAUUUUGGACCAGCAUCUACGCCGCUGAGAGUUCUGUAGAGCUGAAACCACCAUGAGAUUUACUGAAUGCCCCUCGACAGGGUAAAAACAACCACUGGAAUUUUAGUGUCACCAUUACAAAAUGGCUGAAUGUUCGGUUCAUCUUCGUCACAAAGAAACCGAGAACAUGUCACACUGAGUUUGUUGUUUCCCUGCUCGGUUAUCUUUGCAAACCACUUCCUCCGUCACCAGGGCAACAGCUCACCAGAGCUGCAGAGAGUGUUGAACGUGUUUCUCGCUCUCUGGUUGCUGUCUCUCAGAGGAGAGAGAGUGGCCUCAGAGACGAGGAUGCUUUUAGCAUUUGCUGUCCGGGAUGGAAUGAAGAAGAUUGCAGGGAUAGUAUUUAUGCAAUUCUGAUCUGAGUGUCAAACAGCUUGCAGUCAGUGAAUCGUUUCUGCGUCAAAAGAACAAAACAAAAAUCGCCUGUACUGAGUGCUAUAUUUUCAAUUUUAUAUUUGUAACAUAUUGUUCCUGUUACACGACGAGGAAAGGGGCUGCUAAUUGACCUGGGCUACACCGCACUCAACAAUGAAAUAAUGAACAACUGUGGUCAAUGUAACUGCGGAGACAAGUAGCAGCGCCCUCUUUCUGACCCAUUGCCCACGUUUCCCGGCUGAUCCACGUCCAGACAAAGGGUCAUCAGGCUCCAAUUCUGCCAUUGGUUGGUGUGGGAGUGUACGUUUUUGAACUGAUACUAGCUGAGACACUGCCGCAUAUUACCGGCAGCAAAGAGCCCUGAGAGAGUUGGUGAUUGAGAUACAAUCUUGGGAUGGGGGCUCCAGGAAUAUGGAACUGACAGUGUCUGGGCCUCGGUCUGCCUUGGUGCUUUUACAGACGCGGCUUGAUGUUCCUCCUUCCGCAAUGACGCAGACGUCUCCGGGAGCUGGAUAUUGGUCGCAUGACUCUCUCAUUGUGAGAUGUGGGAACUCCCAGUGUGAGAUGUGGGAAAGAUAUGAGAGUCUCUCGGUGUGGGCUGUAACCCUCUGAGUUUGGACCUGGGAUACCAAAUUUUAUCUGAUUUGAUCCAGAUAAAAUGAGUCCAGGGAUCAAGCUGUCCGGGUUUAUGAGGUGUUGAGCGAGUAUUUCUGUUCUGUGCUCAGGUGUUUGGUUGAGAAGUUCCUUUGGAAGCAAAGCAGAGAACGAGUCCCCAUUCCAUCCCUCACAAGGAGCGGCUAUGGUCAAAUACGCUGUUUUGUGAUUGCACCGGUCGAAAGAGGCCGGGGUUUCAGAAUUCAAUUUGUAUUUGGAAAUUCCCCCUGACUGUCACCUGUCCAUCGGCCAGUGGGAGUGAAAGAGAAACUCAAGGUGCUGAAGAUAGAACAGAACAUGGAACAGUACAUCGCAGGAACAGGCCUUCCCGCCACAAUGGUGUGCCAAACCAGCUGAAAAGUAAAUCAACACCCCCCGAAGUAAACUAAUGACUCCCUCCUACACAAUGUCCAUAACCUCUCAAUCUUCCUCACACCCUAGUGCUUAUCUAAACGUCACUGAAAAGGCCUCCAGUGUAUUUGCUUCCACCACCAUAACAGACAGGGCAAUCCAGGCAUCCAGAUCACUCUGAGUAGAUCAACGUACCCUCAGUCUGAAUCAGAGUUUCCAUUGACUCACUCAGGAGAAAGUUUGGUGAGUCUCAUUUACUGAAACGCUAGUUCUUUAGUCAUUACAUUUCCGUACCAAGGAAGGUAGAAAAUAGCUGGAGUCAGACUGAAUAAGCCUAGAAAUACCAUUUAUGCCUCUAUCAGACUCAGUCGCAAUCAUUGCAGAUGUCAGCAUCAGCUCUGCGAAGCCACGCACAUUCCCUCACAUUGUUUGUCCAUUUCCAACAUCACCUCUGACCUUUCCUUGCUUCGUGUUACGUCACAAUUCUCUCAAAAUGCGUGGAGAAUUUCCUUCCGUUAGAAGACGCCGCUGUUGUUUCCUGCUGCAGUGAUUGCAGAAAUGUGGAAUCACCAUGAACUACAGCAACAUGUCAUUGACUCCUCUGUCUAUUGCAAGCCUCAAUGAUAUACUUGCCCUCGAGUAUAUCGUCGUGCAAGCCUCUGCUAAGAGCAAACCCCCUUGAAGCCAAAUGUCCCAACACCACAUUUCACUCAGUCCGAACUAGCAAAUGCCAACCAAUAAUUUACAUUUACAUACCCUGUCAUCAUCAAGUGCUUUUCUACUAAUAAAUUGUCAGAACCUGUGAAUCUGUGAUUAAGCAGAAUUAGGUUUUACAAUGAAGUUAUAUUCCUGUUUGACCCUGUACCAAAGGUCUGAAAAUUAGGACCAUUUCAGUGUACACUGUAGCCAGCAUUGUCUCGAUGGGCUGAAAGGUCGGUAUCUGUGAUCUGUUGCUCUGUGCCUCUUUCGGAAGGAUGCUCCAGACAUACAGACAUGGUUUGGGAGUUGAUGCGAACUGCGGCUCUGAAACAGAGAAUGUUUGUACUGUCACAUUUGCAAAGUAAUCCAACUCUCUCUGACUCACUGUCUGUUUGUUGUGUGUAAUUCAGGGCAUCACCAGCAGGUGGAGCUGGUCAGCACCGGGAUCGGUGUGCAGACAAGACGACGACAAUCAACAACCGUCAGUCGGAAUCAGAAUGGCGACAGGUGGGAAAUUAAAUCGGGUACAGAAAAUACUCAAGAGGCUUUUACCAGGUAGCUCAUCGAGGGAAGAUGAUCGGGACACGGGGAGCAAGGUUCCAAAGCAGGGUCAGAUUGAGAGCAAUGUCCCAAUGGAAUGCGGUCUGGCCGCAGAGGAGGAGGAGCAAAUUCAGCCCAGAGAGAGAGACGUAAGAGACACUGAGCAGGACCCUGGAACUGGAACCAGUGAGGCGACUGCCUGUCAGCCCAGAGACAGUGACGUCAGAGACACUGAGCAGGACCCUGGAACCGGAACCAGUGAGGUGACUGCCUGUCAGCCCAGAGACAGUGACGUCAGAGACACUGAGCAGGACCCUGGAACCGGCACAAGUGAGGCGACUGCCUGUCAGCCCAGAGACAGUGACGUCAGAGACACUGAGCAGGACCCUGGAACUGGAACCAGUGAGGCGACUGCCUGUCAGCCCAGAGACAGUGACGUCAGAGACACUGAGCAGGACCCUGGAACCGGCACAAGUGAGGCGACUGUCUGUCAGCCCAGAGACAGUGACGUCAGAGACACUGAGCAGGUCCCUGGAACCGGCACAAGUGAGGCGACUGCCUGUCAGCCCAGAGACAGUGACGUCAGAGACACUGAGCAGGACCCUGGAACCGGCACAAGUGAGGCGACUGCCUGUCAGCCCAGAGACAGUGACGUCAGAGACACUGAGCAGGUCCCCAGAACCGGCACAAGUGAGGCGACUGCCUGUCAGCUCGGAAACUCAUUAAACACGGAAUUGUCGAGUGCCCAACAGGGAGUGGAGUUUACAAUCUCUGACCUCCUGGCAGAGGGGGGCGAGUAUCGACUGUACCAACUGACCAAGUUCUACAGGGACAGACUCAAACAUGCAAUUGAAGAGAAAGUUGAACGACUCGGUUGGAUGUUGACAAAGGAUGGACAUUUCAGUAGAGAAGAAAAUGAGAAAGUCACUGAACUGACGGAGAAGGGAAACCGGACAGAGAGUUCCAGACUCUUCCUCAGUUUGGUGAAUGGCAAAGGCUCCCGGGCCCGGAGGGCGAUGUGGGAAUCCUUUGUGAUGCGGAGGACUGAGUUACCGAAGUUGGACAGGAUACUGAGGGAGAUACAGGAGCUCGGUCCUGACCCAGAGGAAUACAUGAACAUCGCACAAGGGUUGUCUGAGUUACCCACUGAACUGACAGAUGUUCAACAGAAACACAAGGAGACUCUGCGGGCACAAACUGAAACACUGAGAGUGAACACGAUCCUGAUGAGGGAGAAGGUGAAGGUUUUCCAGCUGCUUGAUCGAUACACAAAGCUCACGGUCAUUUCUACUCUUCGAGUUCGGAGAUUGGUGGAACAUGAGCUGCUGGCAAGAGGCAGAGACCACGAGGAGUGGAGAGAGGAACAUCUCCGCAGAGAGCUGGAAAAAAUCCGGACUGAUCAGUUGUUCCAGAGCAGCUUUUCCCGGAGUAAAUCCAAAUCUGGGAGUUCGGCAGCAGUGGCCGGAGUCCCAGGGAUCGGGAAAACCACAAUGGUACAAAAGAUUGUUUAUGAUUGGGCCACGGGAAAAAUUUACCAACAGUUCCAGUUCGUCUUCAGUUUCAAGUUCCGAGAUUUAAACACGAUCAAUUGUACAAUCAAUCUCUCGAACCUGGUGCUGUGUUUCUAUCCUUACCUUGGGAAUGUCCUGAAAUCACUGUGGAAGAACCCAGAGGGAAUGCUGUUUAUAUUUGAUGGCUUGGAUGAAUUCAACGACACAAUUGAUUUUGCUGACAGCCGGAGAAACACAGACCCUCAGGCCUCAUGCACAGAUCCUGAAUUCCGGUGCAAGGUGUCGGACAUUGUGUACAGUUUAAUCCAGGGCAAGCUGCUCCCAGGGUGUUCAGUGCUGGUGACCACCCGCCCCUCUGUGUUACAUUUAUUGGAAAAAGCGAAGAUCGGUGUCCGGGCUGAAAUCCUGGGAUUUGUUGGUGAGGAACGGAAGGAAUAUUUCAUCAAGCAUUUUGAAGAUCAGAUGGUGGCAGCAGCUCUUUUCAAACACGUGCAGGAGAAUGAGAUCCUGUACACCAUGAGCUACAACCCCUCCUACUGCUGGAUCCUUGCUCUGGCACUGGGCCCCUUCUUCACACAAAGAGUCAGGGACCCGCAGGGAGUUCCCAAGACCAUCACCCAACUGUACUCCUACUAUAUUUACAAUAUCCUAAAAAAUCACGGCCGUGAGAUUGAGAGACCCCGUGAUGUGUUUCUCAGGGUGGGUCAGAUGGCCUACAGAGGAGUGUCCGAGAAGAAGAUUGUGUUUGCAGACGGAGAUUUGAUCAAGUUCAAUCUGCAGCCUUCCCAGUUCCUGUCCGGGUUCCUGAUGGAGCUUUUGGAGAGAGAGGAUUCUGCCCACAGCGUGGUGUACACAUUCCCACACCUCACCAUCCAAGAGUUUGUAGCUGCAGUCGCACAAUUCCUGACUGUACAUCCCGAUGAUAUCCUGAAAUUCCUCAAUGAAGCCCACAAGACAAAAGAUGGGCGAUUUGAGGUAUUUCUCCGUUUUGUUGCUGGUCUCUCCAACCCAAUGACAGCUCGGGGCCUGGAGGAGUUUCUGGGUCCAUUUCCUCAUCAAACAACCUGCCGGGUGAUUGACUGGGUGAAGGAGGAGGUUAAAGGCCAGAGUGGAAACACGGGUGACAUUGGGAGAAGGAGACUCCUGAACACAUUGCACUACCUGUUUGAGUCUCAGAAUCGUGGACUGGCUCAGGCCGCACUGGGAUCUCUGAAAACACUUUCAUUCAGUGGAAUGACAGUGACCCCGGUUGACUGCACGGUCCUGUCUCAUGCCAUCGGACUCUGUGAUACUAUAAAACACCUCGACCUGGAGAACUGCCACAUUCAGUGUGAAGGAAUCCAGCGGCUGGGACCCGGGCUGAGCAAGUGCCAGGAGUUGAGGUAACUUGGUUUAUCUCUCACUCAGAACUCUAAAACUGUUCCAUUGUGCUGUUUCCAAGUGAACGGAUUUGGGUAAAACUGCAGUAAAUCAGAUUGAGAUGUAUUGUGACAAAUGCCACCCCCUUCAUCCUGUGCGAUCACUCUUCCCCAUCCCGAUUAUUCCUGUUGGAUUUCUCUUAGCCAUUACCCUUCCUCUAGUCAGAUUUCUCUUCCACACACCCGUUCCUGCUGUGGGAUCUCUCUUCCCUAUCCACUUCGUCCUGUCGGAUCACUUUCCUCAUCCCCCUUACUGUGGGAUCUCUCUUCCCCAUUCCCAUUCUCCUGUGGGAUCUCUCAUCCCCGUCACUCUUCUUAAUGAGGGAUCUCUCUUCCCCAUCCCCUUUCUCCUCUUGGAUCUCGUUCACCCAUCCCCUUCCUCCUGUGGGAUCUCCCUUCCCCAUCCCCCUUCCUCCUGUGGGAUCUCUCUUUCCCCAUUCCCAUCCUCCUGUGGGAUCUCUCAUCCCCAUCACUCUUCUUCAUGAGGGAUCUCUCUUCCACAUCCCCUUUCUCCCAUUGGAUCUCGAUAACCCAUCCCCUUCCUCCUGUGGGAUCUCUCUUCCCCAUCCCCCUUACUCGUGUGGGAUCUCUUUACCCAUCCCCCGUCCUCCUGUGGG